This is a messenger RNA of Cyclocybe aegerita, 1167 nucleotides long. The record is from the annotation of a GenBank genome assembly. NCBI's taxonomy places the organism in Eukaryota, Fungi, Basidiomycota, Agaricomycetes, Agaricales, Hemipholiotaceae.
AUGUCGACGGACUUGAGCAGUGUUCACAACGCACAAGGUACUCAACAGACAGCCGACAUCUAUGGCCGAUCUGCAGGAUCUUCUUUUUCCUAUGGUCACUUCCCGUCUGCUUCUUUGGCGGUAGCGUCGUCAUCCGCCUGGGGUGCAACGCCGAGAACGCUUAACCCUCGCCCUGUUUCUGUGAAGAGGGCUGUAAAUGUCAAGAGGACACCCGAAGAACUGGAGGUUAUGAAGGAGGCGGCGAGUCGACUAAGCUCCCGCCUUGCUGAAGACCAAGCCUCAAUUUCACAAGUGGACAUAGAUUCACCCUUUGUGGAUGAACUUGAUGCCCUCAAUCGUCUUCUUCCGUAUCAUGUGUUCCAACAACCCCGAAAAGAUCUGGAACAACUUGUUGCAAGGAAGGGGAAAGAAAAGGCUGUGGAGGAAGACUUGGCAGCUGAGAUCUACGACACUAAACUGGCACUGGAGUUUCACAAGCGACGGAGCGCCAUUUACGACCGGUGGCGCAAGCUCAAGGUCCGUUCAGGGAAGCGUGAAGCUGCAGAUGACCAAGCCUACUAUCUUGCGCAAGUCAUUCUCGAUGCCGACCGAUCUGAGAAUGCUUGGCUUGCAAACGAAUUGCGCAACGCGAGGACAGAAGUUGAAAGGAUAGAACGAGAAAAACGUGCUGCCAACGCAUCGCGUGUGACACACUUUUCCUCCGCUCCGCAGCCGGUUAUGCCGACUAUGCAAACCCAAUACUACCGUCCUUACCCAUACGCAUAUACGCACACGCAGGCGUAUGGAGCUGCGAUUCAUCAGCCUACUGUUACAACAUUUCCGGCCUCCCCCGCCGCCGCCAGUUAUGUCCCAUAUCAGCCAACUGCCGCAAUACCGGUGCAGCUACCUGUCACAUCUCUACCGGCGCUGCACUCUCUGGGUAUCAUACCUGUCCCUGCCGCGUCUAGCCCCCCAGAAGGGCAACCACCUGCAGCUGUAUUACGAGGAUCGACUGCCGACGGUUCGAUACUGAGCCUGGAAAUUAACGUUUCUCUCCUGCAAGGCUCACAAAUGAGCGGGCUAGCCAUGGUCCUAAAUUCCUUGGUGGCGAGAGGCAACGCUUCCUCUGGGACAACCACCAACGCAACUGCGAACACUCACUGCUCCAGUACAACCUCAGGCUCCUGA